AUGGAUAAAACCAAAUACAUCGAUUUUCAUAAAGUUCGCAUUUUCAUAAAUAGAUACUCUCGACUUGAAGGUUUCCUUCCCCAUGCAGCCGACCAACACGGGGGUGGUUUGGCUCUCUUUCCCAGAAUAUUAUUCUCCCUCUCUUUCGUCGCUUUUAUGACUCCCUUUAGCUCUCUCUCUCUCUUAAUGUUUCUUUUUCGUUCUCUUUUUAUUUUCUUUUUAUAUAUUUUUUCUAGUCUAUACUACCUUCCCGUCAUUUCCGCUUCUCUGUUUUUCGUUGUCGACUUUUUUUCUUUUUGUUUCUUUUCUUAUUUUCAUCUUUUGCUUUUUUUCCCUCCCACUCACUUUUUUGGUCAUUCCCUUAUCUUUCCCUCUCUCUCUCUCUCUCUCUCUCUCUCUCUCUCUCUCUAUCUAUCUAUCUAUCUAUCUAUCUCUUUUUCUAUCUAUCUCCCCCUCUCACUCUCAAUUACUUUUCUUUUUCACCGACAUAUUUCUUUUUUCAUCCUCCAUUUUCUAUUUCUUUCCUUGCCCAGCAAGAACAACGAACGUCUCAGUGUUGAAACUGAACUAAGAAUCAAUCCAUUCGAUGAACGCACCUCUUUCUAUUCACCCAGAAGAAACAGACUUCACAUUUAG
This is a messenger RNA of Acanthosepion pharaonis, 636 nucleotides long. NCBI's taxonomy places the organism in Eukaryota, Metazoa, Mollusca, Cephalopoda, Sepiida, Sepiidae. The record is from the annotation of a GenBank genome assembly.